This is a messenger RNA of Phoenix dactylifera (date palm), 1524 nucleotides long. Its product is annotated as PTI1-like tyrosine-protein kinase At3g15890. The record is from RefSeq and is a predicted model, not a curated record. Gene Ontology annotation, molecular function: protein kinase activity; ATP binding. Gene Ontology annotation, biological process: protein phosphorylation. Lineage: Eukaryota; Viridiplantae; Streptophyta; Magnoliopsida; Arecales; Arecaceae.
CCAUCUCCUGUACUUGAUGGCCAAGAGAUGAGACACCAGAGAGCCAAACUGUGGUAGCUCUGGCGAUCACCAGCGAAGACGACGGUGGUCUCGAUGGGCUCGUCGAUGAGCUGGUGCUGUGGUGCCAAGAGGGUCGAUCAAGGAUUUGUAAAUGGAGCAGCUAAUAGUUCAUGGAGGAUAUUUACCUACAAGGAGCUAUAUGCAGCCACUAAUGGAUUCAGCGAGGACAAUAUGCUCGGCGAGGGUGGGUUUGGAAGCGUUUACUGGGGAAAGACAACUGAUGGGCUUCAGAUAGCUGUGAAGAAGUUGAAAGCCAUGAAUUCGAAAGCUGAGAUGGAAUUCGCAGUAGAGGUUGAGGUCCUUGCAAGGGUUCGACAUAAGAACCUGCUUGGUCUUAGAGGUUAUUGUGCUGGAGCGGAGCAUAGGCUUAUCGUCUAUGACUACAUGCCCAAUCUGAGUCUGUUGUCCCACCUCCACGGCGAGUUCAGGGGUGAAGCGCAGUUGGACUGGAAAAGAAGGAUGAAUAUCAUACUCGGAUCCGCAGAAGGACUGGUGUAUCUGCACCAUGAGGUGAAACCCCACAUCAUCCACCGGGACAUCAAGGCGAGCAACGUUCUCCUGGACUCCGAGUUUGAGCCCCUGGUUGCCGACUUCGGCUUCGCCAAGCUCAUUCCCGACGGGGUAAGCCACAUGACCACGAGAGUGAAGGGCACGCUGGGUUACCUCGCCCCGGAGUACGCCAUGUGGGGCAAAGUCUCCGAGAGCUGCGACGUCUACAGCUUCGGCAUCCUCCUCCUCGAGCUCGUCUCCGGCCGCAAGCCCAUCGAGAAGCUCCCUGGCGGCCUCAGGCGCACCAUCACCGAGUGGGCCGAUCCCCUCAUCUCCAAGGCUCGCUUCCGGGACCUCGUCGACCCGAGGCUCCGCGGGGACUUCAACGAGGCCCAGCUCCGGCGAGUCAUCGAGGCCGCCGCCCUCUGCGUUCAGGGGGAGCCCGAGAGGAGGCCCGACAUGCGUGAGGUAGUGGCGAUCAUCAAAGGAACGGCGGCCCAGGGGGAGGGAAUGAGGAUAGAGAGCAUCAGGUAUAAAGAAGACCUGAUGGCCAUGGACCAGAACAGCGAUGAUGAUAUAGAUGCUUAUGCUUAUGAUGUUGAUGAUGAUGAUGAUAUGAGAGGUGGGAAGUUUCGAAGGGAGAGCAGUGUUUAUGGGGUGUUCGGGAAGAUGGAUGUGCAGAAGAUGGCUGAUCCCUACGUGGGCUAUGGGGGUAGGAGGGAAAUGGUGCAUGGUUGAUGCAUGGGACGUAGCCAAGUGGUGGAAUGGAUGUUAUCUCCUCGUUGGACUUGUUGCCUGUACUGGUUGAUGGUCUUUUUAUCGUGUGGGCCGGUCGUUCUAAUAUUUGAAGCACUGAACUGUAAUUUUGAUGUGCAGGCAAGGUUUAGUGGAACACCCUUGUCUGUAUUGGUACAUUGUGAAGGCGAUUAAUAAAAUGUGACAUGUCACAGGACAUUCUUCUUAUUUUAUUCGAUU